GUCACUGAGGUGGGGUCAUGGGGACGCCACGCUUCUGCCUCCUCUCCUUCCUCGUGGGGCUGUGCAGCCUCUCUGCCACAGAUGGUGCCGCAGCCAAAAUGAGCGCCCAGAUCCAGAGCUCCCCCAUAGUGCCCUCUAUGUACCGCAGCCUGGUGCUGAGCUGCAAGGUCUCCGGGGACCCCGGCCCCAAGGAGUUCGUGUGGGAGAAGAAAGGGAUCCACAAACCGCUGCAGAAAGGCCCCAUUGAUAUCCUCCUCUUCCGCUCCUUAAACAAAACCCACCUGGGCACCUACACCUGCAAGGUCAGCAGCCCCCAGGGCACCGCCGUGGCCACCUACAACCUUUGGAUAGACGACCUGAAGUACAGAGUGUUCGUGUUCCCCCAAGCGUCCAACGAUUCCUACGUGCUGCUGCAGGCACGGCCAGAGCACCCCCUGCUCAACUUCACCGUGUGCCUGCGCUCCUACACCGACCUCACCCGGCCCCACAGCCUCUUCUCCUACGCCACCAAGGAGCAGGACAACGAGAUCCUCCUCCUCAAAUUCAAACCCACCGAGUACCACUUCUACGUGGGGGGGAAAUACGUCGCCUUCCACAUCCCCGAGAACUACAUGGACCCAGAGCACGUCUGCGUCACCUGGGAGUCACCCAGCGGCAUCGUGCGCUUCUGGCUCAACGGGCGCCCGUGGCCCCGCAAAGGGCUGCAGAAGGGCUACGUGGUGGGCAACGAGGCCGUGGUGGUGCUGGGGCAGGAGCAGGACGCCUACGGGGGAGGCUUCGACGUUCUGCAGUCCUUCACGGGGGAGAUGUCCGACGUCUACAUGUGGGACUUUGGGCUGAGCGACUCGGAAGUGAAAAUGCUCCACUACAGUGAACCCGAAGUCGCCCCCAUCUUCGGCUGGAGGAACUUCCCCUAUAAGACAGAGGGUGAGGUGUACCUCAUGUCCUAAUGCUCCUGGCCACCACUGCUACCAUUGAAUGCAUACCUCCCCCCCCCCGCCCCGCACUGUCCCCUCUGCCUGACCUUCCUCCUCCGCACCCACAUGGCAACAAAUAAAAGGAGUGUGACCCACGAGCAGCA
Gallus gallus (chicken) is the source of this 1081-nucleotide messenger RNA. It is a transcript of the gene CRPL2, whose product is annotated as C-reactive protein like 2. Gene Ontology annotation, molecular function: complement component C1q complex binding. The transcript has 4 exons. The record is from RefSeq and is marked validated. Lineage: Eukaryota; Metazoa; Chordata; Aves; Galliformes; Phasianidae. Bases 18 to 950 code for a protein of 310 amino acids. Gene Ontology annotation, biological process: innate immune response.